This is a messenger RNA of Penicillium pulvis, 543 nucleotides long. RefSeq lists its product as uncharacterized. Lineage: Eukaryota; Fungi; Ascomycota; Eurotiomycetes; Eurotiales; Aspergillaceae. The transcript is spliced from 2 exons. The record is from RefSeq and is a predicted model, not a curated record. Bases 1 to 543 code for a protein of 180 amino acids.
AUGGAUGCUUUGGUUACCUUCGGUGCUGUUUUUACCAGUACAGGCAACUUCAGCUUAUCUAGUCUGCUCACGAUAUUGUACGGUCUAUUCUUGGAGCCAUAUCUAGCGCCAUUGACGGUGAACACCACCUUCAUCAGUCAACACGCGGAAUUCACACCGACUGCUGCAGUCAUCGAUGCGUUCCUAAAAGAGCAGUUUGGAGAGGGCGAAAGCGAGUGGUCGUUCACUUAUGCAGUGAAGCUUAACCGGCAUAACGGUCCUGCCAGGAAUGCUUUCCAGGUAGUCCUCCAUAACAGUAGUAUUCCGCACGAGAGUCCACUUCGGGAGCUUGCUCUCCGAGUGCUCUCCGCCAAAUCAGUCGGUAUACACCGAGUUGAUGGACUUACCUUUCGAAUACUUCCGGCGCAUGUGCGAGGGCAUAUAAAUAAAGUGGACAAGGCAUUCGGCAGUAGCCUCUUAUUGAUGCAUCUGAAGGAAUUCUACAACGGACAGCAUCAACCUAGAGGUGAUGACUGGAGGAGUUCGGAAAAUGACUGGAUGUGA